AUGUGAUUGCUAAGAUGGCGUCGCCCGGUUACCGGAGGCUGCUAGCUGCGGCUCUGCUUCCUUGGUGUUGCGCCGCCUGGGCCCUGGGACAUCUGGACCCACCUUCUCCACCACCGCUGGUGAUCUGGCAUGGGAUGGGGGACAGCUGCUGUAACCCCAUGAGCAUGGGUAGCAUUAAAAAGAUGGUUGAAAAGGAAAUACCAGGGAUUUACGUCCUGUCUCUGGAGAUUGGGAAGAACAUGGUGGAGGAUGUGGAGAACAGCUUCUUCUUGAAUGUCAACCUCCAAGUCGGAAUGGCAUGUCAGAUUCUGGAAAAGGAUCCUAAGUUGCAACACGGAUACAAUGCUAUUGGCUUCUCCCAGGGAGGCCAGUUCCUGAGGGCAGUGGCUCAGAGAUGCCCAACACCUCCCAUGAUGACCCUGAUCUCAGUUGGGGGACAACAUCAAGGUGUCUUUGGACUCCCUCGAUGCCCAGGAGAGAGUUCUCAUAUCUGUGACUUCAUCAGGAAGUCACUUAACGCUGGUGCUUACUCCAAAGUUGUGCAAGAACGCCUGGUGCAAGCACAGUACUGGCAUGACCCCAUCAAGGAGGAAGUGUACCGAAACUGCAGCAUCUUCUUGGCAGACAUAAAUCAAGAGAGGCAUAUCAAUGAGUCCUACAAGGAGAACCUGAUGGCCCUCAAGAAGUUUGUGAUGGUGAAAUUCUUUAACGAUUCCAUCGUGGACCCUGUAGACUCUGAGUGGUUUGGAUUUUACAGAAGUGGCCAAGCUAAGGAAACCAUUCCCCUCCAGGAGACCACUCUCUACACAGAGGACCGCCUGGGGCUAAAGAAAAUGGACAAAGCAGGAAAGCUAGUGUUUCUGGCUAAGGAAGGAGACCACCUUCAAAUAUCUAAAGAGUGGUUUACAGCCCACAUCAUACCUUUUCUUAAGUGAAGCCCUUGCACUUUGCAGCAGAGUUUAUGACACCACAGCUCUUCCAAACUCCAGUUUGCAACCAGUCCUUCUCUCGUGUUAUCAUCUAACAUGCCCUGCUUGGAAAGAUCUAAGAUCUGAAUCUUAUCCUUUGCCGCCUGCUAUCACCAUAUGGUGUUGAAUUCAAGUUUAAUUAGCUAGUAACCGUGCAGACUGCUUUACAACCAUGUGAUAUGGUCAAGCUCUCUUUUACGGAAGGGGAGUCUGCUAUUGCAGAUCAGCAAUUGUGCCUAAGUGAAGUGAAGUGAAGCAGAGAGACAAGCUCUGAGGGUAAAACCCAUACAAAUUUGGAGCAAAUAAAAGCCUCAUGGUAUCCAGUCCUGAGAUGUUCACACAAGCAAUUUCUCAACAUUGCUGUGGGGGCCAUGCAUGUUUCUACAUCAUUUCUUAAAGCUGUUUUCCUAUUUUAGUGUUGCCCUCUAGUGGCACCUAGCAGUCACUCCACAAGCCUACCAACAUGCCCCCUCAGAGCUCACCUUCUAUCCUUAAUCUUCAGUCACCAAAAGGGGGAUCCACCAGCAGGGUUGCUUAGGAGAGGAAAUGUCCUUUUUCUUUUCUUCCCUUUUUUGAGACAGGGUUUCACUCACUUUUUAACCCUAGCUGGCCUGCAAUUCACUAUGUAGAGCAGACUGGCCUUGAACUCAGUCACAGAAAUCACCUGCCCCUCUGCCUUCUGAGUGCUGGGAUUAAAGGCAUGCACCCCCACCCCCUACAGCAAUGUGUGUCUUAGACACCAUGGAUAGUGCGGGAGUGGAGAAGUGAAAACUAGGUGGCUGGUCUUGCCACUGCACUCUUGGCUAACUGUCCUUAAUAUUACAAGUAGCGUAAAUGUCACUUACACUACUGCAAACAAUGGGAGGAACAGUCUGAAAAGAUGGACCUUGACGAUCCUACCCUACGUCCUAUUUGCCAGCAUGCGUCCAACUGCUACUGACUGGGUUCAAGAAAAUGACUAAAGAGUAAAAAUCAACACAUAUUAAACUGAUGAUGAUUCUGACAGUUAAAGAAAAACAACACUGAUCCACCAUUUCCUACAUUUGAACAUGGACUCCUUAGCCCCCAUCCUGAAAAGAUCCCAGCAUGUUCUAGAUGAUUCCUAUAGAGACUGGUUUGGAGAAAUGACUGUUUUCGUCAAAGUACCAUUAGCCCUGCAGAAUCCACCCACUGCUGGUUUUUCCUUUUCCUUUCUCAAACCUAGUGAAAUAAAAGGAUGAGGGUUAUGGGGAGGAAGUGGGAGGAUCUGAAAAUAGCUUUGAGGUUGUCUUAAAAAAAUAAAGAAUAGUUUCUUA
Molecule: messenger RNA, 2263 nt
Organism: Rattus norvegicus (Norway rat)
Lineage: Eukaryota; Metazoa; Chordata; Mammalia; Rodentia; Muridae
Gene: Ppt1
Product: palmitoyl-protein thioesterase 1
Exons: 9
Coding region: 15-935 (306 amino acids)
Cellular component (GO): Golgi apparatus; lysosome; endoplasmic reticulum
Molecular function (GO): palmitoyl-(protein) hydrolase activity; palmitoyl hydrolase activity; long-chain fatty acyl-CoA hydrolase activity
Source: RefSeq, marked validated